Molecule: messenger RNA, 3859 nt
Organism: Urocitellus parryii (Arctic ground squirrel)
Lineage: Eukaryota; Metazoa; Chordata; Mammalia; Rodentia; Sciuridae
Source: RefSeq, a predicted model, not a curated record
ACGUGCUCCUGGCGCUGGGGCGAGAGAGCGAGCGCCACUACCUCGGGUCCCGCAUCCCUUCUGCCGGCUGCCACCACUGCCUCCAUCGCUGCCACUAGCGCUCCAGCAGCAGCCAAGGCCGCUAUGAAAGCGCAGGAAGCUUGCAAGGAGCUGUUGGCCGGGGGCGCAAGGCUCCGGGAGCGCACCUGGUUUUGAAGACCAUGAUCACAUGGAUGCACCUAACUAAAUGCUACCUGGGGACAUGGUGGUUCUUUAGAGAACACAUCUAAAUUGCUAACUAAUUCCUUGGUGUACCACUCAACACAGGACAUCAUUUGAUUUUCACUAUCAGAAAUCUCCAAAUUUUUUCCACCAUGCUAUCUUUAUUAGCUUGAACUCCUUCCCUAAAAUGGUCCUUCUGUUGAUCCUGUCAGUCCUGCUUUUGAAAGAAGAUGUCCGUGGGAGCGCACAGUCCAGUGAGAGGAGGGUGGUGGCUCACAUGCCAGGUGACAUCAUUAUUGGAGCUCUUUUUUCUGUCCACCACCAGCCGACUGUGGACAAAGUUCAUGAGAGGAAGUGUGGGGCAGUCCGUGAGCAGUAUGGCAUCCAGAGAGUGGAGGCUAUGCUACAUACCUUGGAAAGAAUCAAUUCAGACCCCACACUCUUGCCCAACAUCACUCUUGGCUGUGAAAUAAGGGAUUCCUGCUGGCAUUCAGCUGUGGCCCUAGAGCAGAGUAUUGAGUUUAUAAGAGAUUCCCUCAUUUCUUCAGAAGAGGAGGAGGGCUUGGUACGCUGUGUGGAUGGCUCUUCCUCUUCUUUCCGCUCCAAGAAGCCUAUAGUAGGGGUCAUUGGGCCUGGCUCUAGUUCUGUGGCCAUUCAAGUCCAGAACUUGCUCCAGCUUUUCAACAUACCUCAGAUUGCUUACUCAGCAACAAGCAUGGAUCUGAGUGAUAAGACUUUGUUCAAGUACUUCAUGAGGGUUGUGCCUUCUGAUGCCCAGCAGGCACGAGCCAUGGUGGACAUAGUGAAGAGAUACAACUGGACAUAUGUGUCAGCAGUACACACAGAAGGCAACUAUGGUGAAAGUGGAAUGGAGGCUUUCAAAGAUAUGUCAGCCAAGGAAGGGAUUUGCAUUGCCCACUCUUACAAAAUCUACAGCAACGCAGGGGAGCAGAGCUUCGACAAGUUGCUGAAAAAGCUCAGAAGUCACUUGCCCAAGGCACGGGUGGUGGCCUGCUUCUGUGAGGGCAUGACAGUGAGAGGUCUGCUGAUGGCUAUGAGACGCCUGGGUCUUGCAGGAGAAUUUCUGCUUCUGGGCAGUGAUGGCUGGGCUGAUAGGUAUGAUGUGACAGAUGGAUAUCAGCGAGAAGCUGUUGGUGGAAUCACAAUCAAGCUCCAAUCUCCUGAUGUCAAGUGGUUUGAUGAUUACUAUCUGAAGCUCCGGCCAGAAACAAACCUCCGAAACCCUUGGUUUCAAGAAUUUUGGCAGCAUCGUUUUCAGUGCCAACUGGAAGGAUUUGCACAGGAGAACAGCAAAUACAACAAGACUUGCAAUAGUUCUCUGACCCUGAGAACACAUCAUGUUCAAGAUUCCAAAAUGGGAUUUGUGAUCAAUGCCAUCUAUUCCAUGGCCUAUGGACUACACAACAUGCAGAUGUCCCUCUGCCCAGGCUACGCAGGACUCUGUGAUGCAAUGAAGCCAAUUGACGGGCGAAAACUUUUGGACUCCCUGAUGAAAACCAAUUUUACUGGGGUUUCUGAAGAUAUGAUCCUAUUUGAUGAAAAUGGAGACUCUCCAGGAAGGACUCUGGUGAUCCGGAAGGGAGAAGUCAGCUGUUGUUGGACCUGCACRCCUUGUAAGGAGAAUGAGUACGUCUUUGAUGAGUACACCUGCAAAGCAUGCCAGCUGGGUUCCUGGCCCACUGAUGACCUGACAGGUUGUGAUUUGAUCCCAGUACAGUAUCUUCGGUGGGGUGACCCUGAGCCCAUUGCAGCUGUGGUGUUUGCCUGCCUCGGCCUGCUGGCCACCCUGUUUGUUACUGUAGUCUUCAUCAUUUAUCGUGAUACUCCAGUAGUCAAGUCCUCCAGCAGGGAACUCUGCUACAUUAUUCUUGCUGGUAUCUGCCUGGGCUAUUUAUGUACCUUCUGCCUCAUUGCGAAGCCCAAACAGAUUUAUUGCUAUCUUCAGAGAAUUGGCAUUGGUCUGUCUCCAGCCAUGAGCUACUCAGCCCUAGUAACCAAGACCAACCGCAUCGCGAGGAUCCUGGCUGGCAGCAAGAAGAAGAUCUGUACCAAAAAGCCCAGAUUCAUGAGUGCCUGUGCCCAGCUGGUGAUUGCUUUCAUUCUCAUAUGUAUCCAGUUGGGCAUUAUUGUGGCCCUUUUUAUAAUGGAGCCUCCUGAUAUAAUGCAUGACUAUCCAAGCAUUCGAGAAGUCUAUCUGAUUUGUAACACCACCAACCUGGGAGUUGUCACUCCUCUUGGAUACAAUGGAUUGUUGAUUCUGAGCUGUACCUUCUAUGCAUUCAAGACCAGGAAUGUUCCGGCUAACUUCAACGAGGCCAAGUAUAUCGCCUUCACAAUGUACACCACCUGCAUUAUAUGGCUGGCCUUUGUGCCAAUCUACUUUGGCAGCAACUACAAAAUCAUCACCAUGUGUUUCUCAGUUAGCCUCAGUGCCACAGUGGCUCUAGGCUGCAUGUUUGUGCCGAAGGUGUAUAUCAUUCUGGCCAAACCGGAGAGAAACGUGCGCAGCGCCUUCACCACGUCUACCGUGGUGCGCAUGCACGUAGGGGAUGGCAAGUCGUCCUCCGCAGCCAGCAGAUCCAGCAGCCUAGUCAACCUGUGGAAGAGGAGGGGCUCCUCUGGGGAAACCCUAAGGUAUAGCCAAAGCAGAGUGAGUUCAGGGAAAGCGGAAACCAAAUGCUUUAUCCCAAAUGGNAGUAUGGGGAAUGGUGGGAGAGCAACAAUGAGCAGCUCUAAUGGAAAAUCUGUCACRUGGGCCCAGAACGAGAAGAGUAGGGGACAGCACCUAUGGCAGYGGCUGUCGGUCCACAUCAACAAGAAAGAGAACCCCAACCAAACGGCCGUCAUCAAGCCCUUCCCCAAGAGCACGGAGAGCCGCGGGCUGGGCACCGGCGCGGGCAGCGCGGGCCCAGGGGCGUCUGGGGGCGUGGGUGGCUCGAGCUGUGCUAGCGCUAGCCCUGCAGGGGCUGAGCCCCCAGACGCGGGUGCCAAGGCGCUGUACGACGUGGCGGAGGCGGAAGAGCAGUUCCCUGCGCCAGCGCGGCCGCGCUCGCCGUCGCCCAUCAGCACGCUGAGCCACCGCGCGGGCUCGGCCAGCCGCACGGAAGACGACGUGCCCUCGCUGCAUUCGGAGCCCGCAGCGCGCAGCAGCUCCUCGCAGGGCUCGCUCAUGGAGCAGAUCAGCAGCGUGGUGACUSGCUUCACCGCCAAUAUCAGUGAGCUCAAUUCCAUGAUGCUGUCCACCGCUGCUCCUGGCCCCGGAGUGGGCGCUCCUCUCUGCUCGUYCUACCUGAUCCCCAAAGAGAUCCAACUGCCCACGACCAUGACCACGUUCGCCGAAAUCCAGCCUCUGCCCGCUAUAGAGGUCACUGGUGGCACGCAGCCCGCAGGGGGAGCCUCACCGGCAGGGGGCGCUACUCCAGAGACCCUGGCAGCAGUUCCUGAGGCGGCGGCAGGCAAGCCAGACCUGGAGGAGCUGGUGGCUCUCACCCCGCCGUCCCCUUUCAGAGACUCAGUGGACUCKGGGAGUACGACCCCCAACUCGCCAGUGUCUGAAUCAGCCCUCUGUAUACCAUCGUCUCCCAAAUAUGACACUCUUAUCAUAAGAGAUUACACUCAGAGUUCCUCGUCGUUGUGA